CAUCGGCAACGUCAUGCACGUGGUGGCGUUCCUGUUGGGCCUCGUGGCAUGCGAGGCCGCCGUGUCGACGACUGUGUCGAUCAACCAGCGGAAGGAACGUUUGAUUCGUGAACCGAUCCCUAUCCGGCCUCCGUCGUCGUACCAAGGUGGCGUGCUGGCGGAUAGAAUCACGCGGCAAGGGCCGGUGACACGAUGGACGACGUUCGAAAGCGACACGGGGGACAUGCAGCUGUAUUACUUUCACAACAUCACGUUCAAGACGCAUGCGAAGAAGACCCUGCUUGGCAUUUGGAAGGGAUACGAAGGGGACCAGACGAAAAACGUGUACAGGAGCAUCGUGUUUGACGAUGGCGAUCGUUGUCGCGGCGCCCCCGAUCGCCGGUACUCGAUCGUGGUCGAGAUUUCCAAGAAAGAAUAUAAGGGCGUGACAGACUACAUGGAGGCCAUCGAAUCGACGUCCGACCCAUGCGUGUUCACGUCGAAAAUCAACUUGUUCACGACCGAUGCCUUGUUGCAGCUCCCGUCUGCGUUCGAGACCGACGCGGACGUCGGCAUCGUUCAGUGGUACGACGACCCAAACGCUCCGGACAAGCUCUGCCGUGACAUCAAGUGCAACUACUCGAGCAUCGAGAUGUCGAUUCAAGACGCAGUUCAAGAGAUAGCCAUUCUCAGAGCGCGGCUUGCGGACCACGAUACCCACACCGACGAUGCCAUCGGUGCUGUCAUGGAAUCGUCGUCUUCCAUUCUGAUGGCGGCCAACGGCGUCCUGACCCAGUCCCUGCGUGUUUUCGAGCAUCUCAAGCACUUCCACACCUUGGCGCCACCCACAUGUACAUUGAUGUCGACCGCUCGACCCCCUGACGAACUACCGGCGCUUCCAGACGAUACCGCUGCAGUUGCCGACCCCGCCGGCGAUGCGAUCCAAUCUCGUACAGGUCCAUGAUGUAGCGAUCCACACCCCGACCUAACGCAAAUCAACACGACGGGAAGCAACUGCCCACCAUCCCA
Messenger RNA from Aphanomyces invadans, 1008 nucleotides. RefSeq lists its product as hypothetical. The record is from RefSeq and is a predicted model, not a curated record. The coding region runs from base 14 to 943 and encodes 309 amino acids. The transcript is spliced from 4 exons. Lineage: Eukaryota; Oomycota; Saprolegniomycetes; Saprolegniales; Verrucalvaceae.